AUGGGUGAGGCGUUAUCAGAAGACUAUCAACUUGGCGUUGAUGUGGGUGGAACGUUCACUGAUGUCUGUGUUUUCACUCCUCACGGACAAACGGUUCGAGCCAAAGUUCCUACCACUCAAAAGGAUCAGAGCAUCGGGAUCAAGAAUGGCAUCAACAAGGCCAAAGGUAUAUUGAAGCAGAAGUAUGAUUACGAUGGCUCUUUUGAUUUCAUUCACCAUGGCACGACGACUGCCACUAAUGCCAUUCUCGAAGGUAAAGGUGCUAAAACUGGCCUGGUGGUGACCCAGGGACACAAGGACAUUCUGGCCAUCCGACGAUCACAAAUCCCCGGCCAUCUUGGAGCAUGGCUGAUGUAUAACCCCCCGGAUCCUGUUGUCCCGUUGCAGCGGACCAUUCAGUGCAAGGAGAGGAUGUCUGUCCAUGGCGAGUCUGUGGAGCCGGUCGAUGUCGAGCAGCUCAAGGAAGACCUGGCAGAUCUUAAGCGACAAAAGCCCGAGGCGAUUGCGGUCUCACUCCUUAAUUCAUAUACAAACGGAGAACACGAGAAGCAAGUUGCCAAGGUGUUGAGAGAAGAGUUUGGACCGGAUGUCGAUAUCGUAUGCUCGAGCGACGUCCUCAAAGAAGCUGGAGAAUACGAGAGGUCUGUCACAACGGCGGCCAACUCACUCGUGAUGCCAAUCGUCAAGAAGUAUCUCGGCAACCUGGAGUCGACGUUGAAGAAAGACAGCGACACCAUCCGGAUCUUGAAAAGCGAUGGAGGUCUGACCAGUCUUGAGGUUGCCGGCGAAUUCCCUGUCAGCAUUCUCAUGUCAGGUCCUGCAGGAGGUGUCAAGGGUGCUGCGGACGCCAUCUCACAGCAUACUCCAUACAAGAAUCUCAUCACUCUCGAUAUGGGUGGAACAAGUACUGAUUGUGCUGUCAUUCAUCAGGGCAGUCCAAGACUCCGUCGAGAGACCAUCAUCGACGAGCUACGAGUCAGAUCGCCCGCCAUCGACGUCAAGACUGUGGGCGCAGGUGGUGGGUCAAUCGCCACCUACAUGGACCUGACCGAAACUCUGCGCGUUGGACCUGAAAGCUCUGGAGCCGAACCUGGGCCUGCCUGCUACGGCAAAGGGGGGACGCAAGCCACAGUCACUGAUGCUAAUCUGGUUCUGGGUCGACUACCGCAGCAGUUGCUUGGCGGAGAGUUCGAGCUGGACGUGGAAGCCGCUCGAGUCGCUGUUUCCAAAGUAGCUGACCAGAUGGGCAUUCCUGUUGAGCAAGCGGCCGAGGACAUCAUCAACAUCGUGAACGAGACUAUGUUUGGUGCAGUUCGAGUGGUUUCGGUUGAACAGGGGUUCGAUCCGCGCGACCAUGCUUUCGUUGCAUUUGGUGGCGCUGGCCCGAUGCAUGCGAAUGCCAUCGGCGAACUCCUGGGCGCCUGGCCCGUCAUCGUUCCUCCCAGUCCUGGCGUUCUGUGUGCUCAAGGCGAUGCCACGACCAAACUGAGCCACGACACAUCAGAAUCCUAUAUCAAGCUUCUGUCCAGCACAUCUAUCGACGAGAUUCGGCCCAAGUUCAGGGCUCUUCAAGACAACGGCGUUGAAUUCAUGAAAAAGUCGAUGCCUGGACAUAAGGGUCUGGAGCUCCAGGCUGUAUUCCAGGCCGAUCUUCGAUACAAGGGACAAGCUCUCACUCUCACUGUCGACUUUUCUGAACGCGACAUUGGCCUUGAUGACCUGCAGUGGAAGAAUGUUUUGCGCAAGAAAUUCGACGCCCUUCACGAGCAGCAGUUCACCUACUGCCUUGCGAAUUUCGAGCUUGAAAUCAUGCGUAUCGGCGCUCUGAUCACCGAUGCUUCUCCAGAGAUGCAGAUUCCUCGUGUCCAGAAAGCUGAGGCUUCCGAGCCCUCUGCUGAUGCUCUGAUUCAGAAGCAGCAAAUUAUCGUUGAAGGCAAAAAGGUCGAGGCCACGUUUUGGAACCGUGAAAAGAUCACCAUGGAAGGCAUUGUGAUCCCAGGCCCGGCCGUCAUUACCGAGAUGGACGCCAAUACACUCAUUCUCCCUGGCUACGUGGGUAGGAUCGACUCUAUCGGCAACAUAGUAAUCAAUCCAGUCGAAGAGAAGAAGCGGGAAGCGCCAAAUCUUGAGGCGGGGGCUGCGAAGGCUCUUGUCAAAGAUGUGCCUUUGAUCCCUACACUCAUCGCGUCCACAUUGGCAUCUAUUCGAAGCGAGAUGGACACAUUGAUGUUGCGAUGUGCAAUGUCGCCAGCCAUUAGGGAGCAGCAGGACGAAUUCAAUGUCAUCACCAACCCCGAAGGUAAGAUGUUGGUUGGCCAAUUUGGUUCCUUCAUUGGCCAAUUCUUGGACGCGUGGGAAGGCAAACCAAUUGAAGAAGGUGAUGUCUUUGUGACGAAUGAUGUCUACCAGAUAAAGGGGGCUGUUUCUCAUCUCAACGACGUGAUUGUGCUUUUCCCGAUCUUUUACGACCACAAAUUAAUUGGCUGGUCUAGCCAAUUUGGCCAUUUGACAGAUGUCGGUGGCAAGGUGGCGGGCUCUAUGUCCAUUGAAGCCAAUAGUAUCUUUGACGACGGCGUCCAGAUUCCGUGCAUCAAGCUCUACAGCAAGGGUAUCAUGAACGAUGACCUUGUGGAGCUUCUCUGCCGCAACUCUCGUGAACCCGACUGGUAUCGUAGCGACUUGACUGCCAUUGUGGCUGCUACAAGGACCGCUGCUGGUCGUGUGUGUGAGUUAAUUGACAGAUUUGGUGUUGAACUUUACAAAGCGUCGUGUGACGAACUUUUGCAUCGCAACCGCGUGGCCAUGUCUAGGAUCAUUGACUCGACUUUUACGAGCGAAAAGGCAACUUUUACCGACUUUGUGGAUGAUGACGGCCACGGGGUAGGUCCGUGGGCUGUGACGUGCACAACUCAUCGCACGGACGAGGGCAAGCUGAGAUGGGACUGGUCAGGCACUUCUCCGCAGAGCGACCAUAGCAUCAACUACUAUUUCAGCGAGGUUAUGUUCAAGAUGUUCUUGGGCUACUAUCUGAUCGCCGCUGCAGCUCCUGGGACGGUCAUCAAUGAUGGCUUCCACGAUCUAAUCGAGGUUUACAUUCCAGAGGGUUCACUCCUCAAACCUGUCAGGCCAGCCCCGGUCUCCUGCCGAACCCACUUUCUGGGCCGCACGCUGGACAUUAUCCAAGCUCUGAUCGGCCAGCGCAACGACAACUACAAGACCGCCGCUGGCUUCAGCGACUCGCCGCAUUUCUACUACUCCGGCUUCAAACCUGACGGGGAAUGGUUUCUGUUGUACCAGAUUGGAUUUGGCGGCGUUCCUGCUCGCCCAGCCGGAGAUGGGCCUGAUUGCCACUGCUUGUGGCCCGCCAUCAAAUCGAUUCCGACCGAAAGCAUUGAGCUCAAUUAUCCGCUGCGCAUCGAGGCGAACGAGAGCAUGGCCGAUAGUGGUGGGGCGGGCUUCUACCGUGGCGGAAACGCGCAGCGUACGCUAUACCGCUUUUUGGCCAAGGGCGAGUUCUCUCUGCACGACGACCGAUGGUUCACAAAGCCAUGGGGCAUCAAAGGAGGCCAGCCGGGGAUGCGGUCGCGCAAAAUCUUCUACGAAUACUCCAAAUCGGAGAAACCAACCCCUAGGCCUCUACCAUCGAAGUGCGAUCACGUCAAAGUUGCUCCUGGAGAUCUUCUCGAGUGGAUUACCUGGGGUGGAGGCGGCUUUGGUGAUCCGUUGACUCGUCCAGCUGAGAAAGUUGCCCUAGAGGUCCACCAGAGGCUGGUCACUCUGGAGGGCGCAAAGGAGAACUACGGGGUUGUUGUCGACCCGGCCGACUUUUCCGUCAAGAGCGGUGAGACGGAUACGCUGCGUGCGGAGAUCAAGGCGAAGAGGACUGGUGAUGCUCCUGCUUACGACCGUGGAGGUGAUUUGGCUACGCUGCAGAAGAACUGCCUUGAGGAAACUGGCUUGGAGCCGCCAAGGCGUCCUUGGGAGUUUGAACCAUAUGGACCCCAUACAGGUUUGAAGUAUGUUCAGGAGUGGUACAAGAAGAAGAGGGAGGAGAACGGUUGGGAGGGUAUCUAG
Messenger RNA from Cyphellophora europaea CBS 101466, 4074 nucleotides. RefSeq lists its product as uncharacterized. The record is from RefSeq and is a predicted model, not a curated record. Bases 1 to 4074 code for a protein of 1357 amino acids. Gene Ontology annotation, biological process: glutathione metabolic process. Gene Ontology annotation, molecular function: 5-oxoprolinase (ATP-hydrolyzing) activity. Gene Ontology annotation, cellular component: cytosol. NCBI's taxonomy places the organism in Eukaryota, Fungi, Ascomycota, Eurotiomycetes, Chaetothyriales, Cyphellophoraceae. The transcript has 3 exons.